AUGGCAAGUGUAGUAAAAGGGCUGUCUUUGCUCUUCGAUAGGCCCAAUGAGCCUAUGGUGUCACCGAAAGGGGACGAUAAUGCCAUUUUUCAAAUUUCCGAACAGUUCUUGACUGACGACUACAAAAACAACGGUAUUGAAAUUAACAACCGUUAUGGGGAAAAUGCAUCAGAAAUAAUUCCUCUAGAGAAUUUACGUCGAGUGCCCAAGUUUUCGAAAGCAAAGCGCUUACCAAAGGAUUCAGACUUCUCAUUGUUCUUGCCAGCCCACAGGGAAAUGGCAGAUGAAGUCGUUGAUGAACUUAUGGGUGUUCCUGAAAAUCAAUUGCAGCAGUUCCUAUCUACAUGUACAUACGCCCGUGUUAAUCUCAACCCUCAACUCUUCAACUAUUGUUACAGUGUUGCGUUAAUGCAUAGGCGUGACACCAGAAAUGUUCCCAUUGCAAACUUUGCAGAGACAUUCCCUUCAAAAUUUGUGGAUUCUCAAGUUUUUUCUCAAGCCCGUGAGACAGCUGCGGUUGCUGCUCAAGGAGCACCGCGCACUCCAAUAAUUAUACCAAGAGAUUACACAGCAACAGACUUGGAUGUGGAACAUCGUUUAGCGUACUUCCGUGAAGAUAUUGGUGUUAACCUACACCACUGGCAUUGGCAUCUCGUCUACCCAUUUACUGCCAACCAGAGAGAAAUUGUUGCUAAGGACAGACGUGGAGAACUGUUUUUCUACAUGCACCAGCAAAUUAUUGCCAGGUACAAUGGCGAGCGACUUAAUAAUUCUUUACCCAGAGUCAAAAAGUUCAAUAACUUCAAUGAGCCAAUAUCGGAAGCGUACUUCCCAAAACUUGACAGUCUUACAUCGUCCCGGGGUUGGCCUCCACGACAGGCCAAUAUGCAAUGGCAGGACUUGAAUAGACCAGUUGAUGGUCUUAACGUGACUAUCGCGGAUAUGCAACGCUGGAGGCGGAACAUCGAAGAUGCUAUUGCCACAGGAUUGGUGCAAUUGCCCAACGGCUCAACCCGCGCACUGGACAUAGACACUCUCGGCAAUAUGGUAGAAGCAAGUGUACUGUCUCCUAAUAUGGACCUCUAUGGCAGUUUGCAUAACAACGGACACAGCUUCUCCGCGUACAUGCAUGACCCAACACACAGAUAUCUGGAAUCGUUUGGCGUGAUAGGCGAUGAGGCAACAACUAUGCGUGAUCCAUUCUUCUUCCGCUGGCACGCCUUUAUUGACGACCUUUUCCAGAAAUACAAGGAAUCCGCUAAUGUACGCCCAUACACACGCUCCGAGUUGGAAAACCCAGGCGUGAGAGUAACAUCUGCACGUAUUGAUAGCUCGGAUGGGGCAACCAACGAGCUGCAUACAUUUUGGAUGUCAAGCGAUGUUGACCUUUCUCGUGGCCUUGACUUCUCGAACAGAGGUCCCGUGUAUGCCCGCUUCACUCAUUUGAACCAUCGCGAUUUCCAAUAUACAAUUGAGGUGGAAAAUAACAGCAACGCCUCGCGUGGUACUGUCCGUAUCUUUAUUUCGCCGACCAACGAUGAACGUCAGCUUAGCUGGGCGCUCUCUGACCAGCGCAAGAUGUUCAUAGAGAUGGACAGAUUUGUUGUGCCGUUGAACCGCGGCCGUAAUGUCAUAACCCGCCGUUCAUCUGAGUCGACCGUUACCAUUCCAUUCGAGCAGACGUUCCGUGACCUCGGUGCUCAGGGUUCAAAUCCUAGGAACACAGAUCUCGCGUCAUUCAACUACUGCGGUUGCGGCUGGCCCCAACACAUGUUGGUGCCAAAGGGAACCGAGAGUGGCACACCAUAUCAAUUGUUCGUUAUGGUUUCCAACUAUGAACUGGAUUCGGUGACCCAAGAAGAUGGUUCAGAAAUGUCAUGCAAACAAGCUUCAAGCUUCUGCGGUAUUAGAGACAAGUUAUACCCAGACAAACGAGCUAUGGGAUAUCCCUUCGACCGGCCAUCCAGCUCUGCCACCAAUAUCCAGGACUUUAUUCUCCCCAACAUGUUGCUUACCAACAUCUCCAUCAAACUGCAGAACACUACUGAACAAAAUCCACGUAACCCUACCAUUUAA
This is a messenger RNA of Pieris macdunnoughi, 2076 nucleotides long. The record is from the annotation of a GenBank genome assembly. NCBI's taxonomy places the organism in Eukaryota, Metazoa, Arthropoda, Insecta, Lepidoptera, Pieridae.